This is a messenger RNA of Brassica napus (rape), 2025 nucleotides long. RefSeq lists its product as uncharacterized. The transcript has a single exon. Bases 1 to 2025 code for a protein of 674 amino acids. NCBI's taxonomy places the organism in Eukaryota, Viridiplantae, Streptophyta, Magnoliopsida, Brassicales, Brassicaceae. The record is from RefSeq and is a predicted model, not a curated record.
AUGAUGAUGCAGCAUGUACUACAAGGUCAACAGAUGCAAGGCAAGGCGUUGAAUCAGGUCACCACUGACAUCAACACUAGAAUGAACCACAUGUUCAAUGACCUGAGCACAAAGUACGACAACGUUGCCAGCCACAUGUUACAUAUGGAUAUUCAGAUAGCUCAAACCGCUGGAAGUGUAACGAGGCAGCAAGGUACACUUCCUGGAAAAACAGACAAAAAUCCAAAAGAGUGCAAUGCAGUUGGGCUGAGAAGUGGAAAGCAACUGUCCGAUCUAGCACCGAGGAAAUUCACAGCGGCCGAGAAAGGGAAGCAUAAGGAGUCAGAACAGCCACCCUCGGAUGCUCCAACAGCUGAAAACGAGGAGGAACAACCGGUUGAGACUAAUCCAUCUGAAACCAAGCGGCCAGCUGAAGCUGUUCGCCCAUCCCCAGAACCUGUUCCUGGUCGCGAAUACGUUCCCAAGGUUCCAUAUCUUGUUCCAGCGAAAGCUACUCGUAAGGAUCGAGAGGAGAUGAAAUGCAGAAAAAUGCUGGAAGACUUGACCGUCAGACUUCCUUUAAUGGAUGCGAUCCAAAUGAUGCCUUCCAUGCGAAGCUUUAUGAAGGGUUUAAUCUCCGGGAAGAUAUCCGAAGAUAGUGAAUUCAUGAUUGUCUCAAAGGAGUGCAGUGCCGUACUUCUGAACAAGCCGAUAAAGAAGCAGGGAGAUCCUGGCAAGUUUGUUCUCUCCAUCCAGAUAAGGAAGUCAGUUUUCUCCUGCUCCCUAGUUGAUCUGGGAUCCAGCGUAAACCUCAUGCCUUAUUCAGUGGCAAGAAGUCUGGGAUUCACGCAUUUCAAACCAACCAGGAUGUCCUUAGUGUUCGCAGACAGGUCAGUCAACUUUCCAGUCGGUAUCCUCGAAGAUCUCCAAGUAAGAGUUGGGAACACCACUAUUCCUGCAGAUUUUAUCGUUCUGGAGCUUGAGGAGGAAUCCAAGGAUCCUCUCAUCAUAGGAAGACCAUUCUUGUGCCCUGUUGGCGCUAUAAUUGAUGUGCGGAAAGGAAACAUGGAUCUCCUCCUGGGAGACAUCGUGAUGCAGUUCGAAAUGAAUGCAUUGAUUAAGAAACCAAUGCUGGAUGGACAAACCUUUGAGGUGGAUGAAGGGAUUGAUCCGCUAGAACACCAUGAAGGAAUGAUUGAGAUGAUCCUUACAGAUGAUCCGCUCGAACUCGCACUGAUAAGAGCAGAGGCUGAGCAGAACGUCGAGAACAUUGAUGCUGAUGGGUAUACCAAGAUGCUCGACUCCGCAAGAAGUAUGGAGCGGAUGGUAGCAUGUCUAAGUCUGGAGGAGGCAAACGAUAAAAACCAGAACAAUCCAACAGGAACAACCUCCCCAGUGAACUCGACUGAUUCGUCAAGACAGACCGACGAUCCUUGGAGCGAGCUGAAGGCUCCGAAGGUUGAGCUCAAAUCCCUUCCCAAGGGACUCAGGUAUGCAUUCUUGGGCCCGAAUUCCACAUAUCCUGUCAUUGUGAACUCUGAACUUAAUAAUAUGGAAACUGCAUUGCUUUUAUGUGAGCUUAGAAAAUAUCGUAAGGGAUUAGGAUAUUCACUAGCUGACAUACCUGGUAUUUCACCAGAUUUAUGCAUGCAUAGGAUACACCUAGAAGAUGAAUCGAUGACUUAUGUGGAACAUCAGAGGAGGUUAAACCUGAAUCUAAAAGAUGUUGUAAACAAAGAGAUAAUGAAACUUCUAGAAGCUGGUGUAAUUUAUGAUAUAUCUGAUAGUAAGUGGGUUAGCCCUGUUCAUGUAGUACCUAAGAAGGGUGUGAUUACUGUCAUCACUAAUGAAAAGAAUGAACUGAUUCCUACUAGAACAGUAACAGGACAUCGCAUGUGCAUUGAUUUCAGAAAAUUGAAUGCAGCUACUCGAAAGGAUCACUUCCCACUUCCUUUUAUUGACCAAAUGCUUGAGAGAUUAGCUAACCACCCAUACUACUGCUUUUUAGAUGGUUAUUCAGGUUUCUUUCCAUCCAGACGAUCAUGA